Pelobates cultripes (western spadefoot toad) is the source of this 849-nucleotide messenger RNA. Lineage: Eukaryota; Metazoa; Chordata; Amphibia; Anura; Pelobatidae. The record is from the annotation of a GenBank genome assembly.
AUGAGCCCCUCAGGUCAGAAGGUGCCUACCACAUUACUGAGGAAGAGCAGAGGGCGAGUACGAGUAGCACCAGAUCUAAUGAAGUGGUUGGGCCAAAGCCGAGAUGGACACCCAACUGCGGAUGUGUUUGGAUGGGAAAGGAAAGUCCGCUGCUGCAAAGAACAUUUUAACAUAGAAACCUGGAAUGUUAGAACUAUGAACCAAGGCAAAUUGGAUGUGAUAAACGAGAUGACAAGGUUAAACAUCGAUAUCCUGGGAAUUAGUGAACUCAAAUGGACUGGAAUGGGACAUUUCACAUCAAACAACCAUCACAUCUUCUACUGUGGUCAAGAAUCCCUCAGAAGAAAUGGAGUAGCCAUCAUAGUAAAUCAUCAAGUGGGCAAAGCAGUGCUCGGCUACUACCCAAUAAAUGACAGAAUGAUUUCAAUUCGAAUUCAAGGCAAGCCAUUUAACAUCACAGUGAUCCAAGUUUAUGCUCCAACCAUGGAUGUUGAAGAGGCUGAAAUUGUCCAGUUCUAUGAAGAUAUUCAACACAUGAUAGAUAUAACACCAAGAAAAGAUGUUACUAUCCUCAUAGGAGACUGGAAUGCUAAAGUAGGGAACCAAAAGACACCUGGAAUAACUGGCAAGUUUUGCCUUGGUGUUCAAAAUGAAGCAGGUGAGAGAUUAGUAGUAUUCUGUCAAGAUAAUUCUCUGGUCAUAGCAAACACCCUCUUCCAACAGCCUCCGAGACGACUCUACACAUGGACAUCACCAGAUGGACAAUAUAGAAAUCAGAUUGACUAUAUACUUUGCAGCCAAACAUGGAGGAGCUCUAGAAGAGAGUGCAAAAGCUGGCUUGCUGCUUAA